Molecule: messenger RNA, 893 nt
Organism: Lactuca sativa (garden lettuce)
Lineage: Eukaryota; Viridiplantae; Streptophyta; Magnoliopsida; Asterales; Asteraceae
Product: pseudouridine synthase and archaeosine transglycosylase (PUA) domain-containing protein
Biological process (GO): formation of translation preinitiation complex
Molecular function (GO): RNA binding
Source: RefSeq, a predicted model, not a curated record
CACGGAAAACCCGUCUGAGAUACGAUCAAGUAUUCAAGUCUGUGCUACGAUUUGCUUCGCAACUACGCGGUGGGCUGCACUUCCUUCACCUCCUUAAACCCUACAAACAAAACUUCGCGAGGGUGCUGUUCGGCUUUACCGAUUGAAAUGUUCAAAAAGUUUACUUCAGAAGAGGUAUCUGGGCAAAAUCAAGUCAAAGCUUCAGUGCAAAGAAGAAUUCGACAAAGUAUUGCAGAUGAGUACCCAGGAUUAGAACUAGUUAUGGAUGAUCUGCUUCCAAAGAAGUCCCCUCUGAUUGUUGCUAAAUGUCAAAACCAUCUGAAUCUGGUUGUGGUGAACAACGUCCCACUUUUUUUCAACAUACGUGAUGGGCCAUAUAUGCCUACACUACGUCUCCUCCAUCAAUAUCCAACUAUAAUGAAGAAACUACAAGUAGACAGGGGGGCAAUAAAAUAUGUUCUUGCUGGUGCUAAUAUUAUGUGUCCUGGUCUUACAUCUCCUGGAGGUAUCUUGGAUGAGGAAGUGGGUGCAGAAACUCCUGUGGCUAUAAUGGCUGAAGGAAAAGAACAUGCGCUUGCUAUUGGAUUUACGAAAAUGUCAGCAAAAGAUAUAAAGGCAAUUAACAAGGGGAUUGGUGUGGAUAACAUGCAUUACCUUAAUGAUGGCCUCUGGAAGAUGCAACGUCUAGAUUGAGCAUAUGAAUUGAUACAGUUUUUGCAACAUCAAGACAAACUACAUCACUUAUCUCAUGUCCUUUGAUAUCUUUUUCUUUUUUUUUCGUGUAAUUUUUAAUCAUCUCAAAGGGCAUUUUCAUGACUUGUUUGCUGUAUUUUGGAAUGCAUUAUUGUUAUAUCUUUUUCUAUAAGGCUAAAAAUUGCGAAUCUGUUUUAACU